GUGAUUGGAGCUGAGGUCAGUGGCCUGAUCUCUCUGAAGUGCUGUGUGGAUGAGGGACUUGGGCCCACUUGCUUUGAGAGGACUGAAGAUAUUGGAGGGCUGUGGAGGUUCAAGGAAAAUGUGGAAGAUGGCCAAGUGAGUAUCUAUGAAUCUGUCAUCACCAACAUAGCAAAGAAAUGUCUUGUUUUAGUGACUUCCCAAUGCCUGAAGAUUUUCCAAACUUCCUGCACAAUUCUAAACUUCUGGAAUAUUUUAGAAUUUUUGCCAAUUUUGGUCAUCAAAAAUACAUUCAGUUCCAGACAACUGUACUUAGUGUGGAAAAACACCCAGCUGUCUCAUCCUCUGGCCAAUGGGAAGUUGUUACUCAGAGCAACGACAAGGAGCACAGAGCUGUCUUUUUCUUUGAUGCAGUUAUGGUUUGCUGUGGCCAUCACAUCCUGCCUCACAUCCCACUGAAGUCAUUUCCAGGUAUCCAGAAGUUCAAAGGUCAGUAUUUCCAUAGCCGCCAAUAUAAGCACCCAGAGGGAUUUUAGGUAAAACACAUUCUGGUGAUUGGAAGAGGAAACUCGGCCUCAGAUAUUGCUGUUGAGCUGAGUAAGAAGACUGCAUAGGUAUUUAUCAGCACCAGGCAAGCCUCCUGGGUCAUGAGCCAUAUCUCUGAAGAUGACUAUCCUUGGGACAUGGUGUCCCACACACGGUUUAACUCUAUAUUCCAAAAUAUCCUGCCACGAAUGGUUCUAAAAUGGAUGACAGAACAACAGAUGAAUCGGUGGUUCAACCAUGAAAAUUAUGGUCUUGAGCCUCAAAACAAGUAUUUUUACUUUUUUUAUAGUAUACUCAUUGGUAAGCAAGGUUGUCUGAAGAUACCUGUACUAAAUGAUGAUCUUCCAAGUCAUCUACUCUGUGGAGCCAUCAAGGUGAAACCGAGAGUGAAAGAGCUCACGGAAACUUCUGCCAUCUUUGAGGAUGAAACGGUGGAGGAGGACAUUGAUGUCAUUGUCUUUGCUACAGGAUAUACGUUCUCUCUUCCCUUCCUUGAAGAUUGGCUUGUUACUGUGGAAGAUAAUAUGGUCUCACUAUAUACAUACGUGUUUCCCCCUCACCUGGAAAGGCCAACCCUUGCAUGCAUUAGUCUCUUCCAGCCCCUAGGCUCCAUUUUCCCAACAGCUGAACUUCGAGCUCAUUGGGUGACAAGAGUUUUCAAAGAAAUGGGAGCGGCGGGGACGGGCCUGGCGCCGGCGCCGGCAGAGGGGGCGCCGCGGGCGGGCGAUGUGAGCGCGGCGCUGUGGGCAGCUGACAAACUGCUGAAUUUAGCUUAG
Cynocephalus volans (Philippine flying lemur) is the source of this 1319-nucleotide messenger RNA. RefSeq names its product dimethylaniline monooxygenase [N-oxide-forming] 2-like. Gene Ontology annotation, molecular function: flavin adenine dinucleotide binding; NADP binding; N,N-dimethylaniline monooxygenase activity. NCBI's taxonomy places the organism in Eukaryota, Metazoa, Chordata, Mammalia, Dermoptera, Cynocephalidae. The record is from RefSeq and is a predicted model, not a curated record.